AUGCUGCUUCCUAUUCUAAUAUGCGUCCUUCCUACUGUCUUCAUCCUUUCUCUCUUGAGAAACUACCUCUCUCUGCAGUCAAUUCGUGGUCCCCCAGCCGCUCGCCUUACAAAUCUAUACCGGCUCCUCCUCGUUUAUCAUCGGAAUCCCCAUGAAAAGCAUCUUGAGCUCCACAAGCGAUACGGAAAUCUUGUCCGUCUGGGUCCGAAUUGCGUCUCCGUUACCGGUUCGCCAAGCUACAUUCCUCAGAUUUACGGCAUUGGGAAAGGGCUGGUCAAAUCAGACUUCUACAGCUGUUUCCAGAACAUCGUCAAUGGGCGACGAGCGGCGAGCCUCGUGGCAAUGACCGACGAGACCGAGCAUGCCAAAUCGAAGCGGCUGAUUGCACAUGCGUACUCUCUCAGCACGCUGGUCGAAUACGAAGAGCUCGUCGAUCGCACCACGGAUGUCUUCUUGCACACAUUGGAGGAACGAUACGCAGCCCGCCAUUCGCAAAGUCAAGUUCUGGAUCUCGGCCGCUAUCUUCAAUUCUUUGCCUUUGACGUAAUCGGCGAACUCACUUUUAGCCGACGUCUAGGCUUCAUAGAGUCGGGUGUCGACGUGGAUGGCAUAAUCGAUGCGAUCGGAGCGAACUUCUCCUACUUCAGUGUCCUUGGCCAGAUGCCCUGGUUGGACGAGGUGGUCCUUGGGAAGAAUCCUUUGUAUGUACAAUAUUUCCGGAAAAGCGUCAGUUCGCCGAUUUUGCAAUUUGCACAAGGUCUGCUGAAGGAAAGAUUGAGGGAUCUGGAGCAGGGUGGAAUGGAAGAGGAGAAGGAGCAGAGCUUGAAUCGGCCGGAUUUCCUGAGCAGGUUUUUAAAGGUCCGAAAAGAAGAGGCCGGAGGAGAUGAUGCGCUGACAGAUGGGCAGAUCUUGUCUUAUCUAUUCAUGAACAUCAAUGCUGGUAGCGACACGAUUGCCUCGACUCUCCGGGCGAUACUUUACCACCUUUUCAAAAACCCUGUUUCGCUCUCUACGCUGAUGAACGAACUGGACUCUGCAGUGGAACAUGGCCAAAUCUCUCGUCCAUCUCCGACCUGGAGCGAAACUCAACAGAAUUUACCAUAUCUCUGUGCCGUGGUGAAGGAGGGAUUAAGGGUGAAUCCCGCCCUGUCAUUGCCACUCGAACGAAUUGUUCCGAAGGAGGGCUUGAAUUUGCGGCACGACGAUGGCAGCCAGACUUAUCUUCCACAUGGGACUGUGGUGGGAAUCAAUCCAUGGGUUUUCCAUCGAUGCCCUCGUGUUUUCGGUGCUGACGCAGAGGAAUGGAACCCGAGUCGUUGGCUAACGGAGCAGGAGAGGCAGACUAAGAGCAUGGAGCACAGUCUCCUAGCGUUUGGUGCGGGCAAGAGAUCAUGCCUGGGCAAGAAUAUCGCCAUGCUGGAGCUACACAAACUCAUUCCAGCUUUGUUCUUGAAAUUCAAAAUCGAGCUGGACGAUCCCAGGAAGGAUUGGAAAGUGAGCAAUGCAUGGGUCUUAAAUCAGACAGGCUUAGAUGUCAGGUUGUCAUUACGAUGA
This is a messenger RNA of Rhinocladiella mackenziei CBS 650.93, 1554 nucleotides long. RefSeq lists its product as uncharacterized. NCBI's taxonomy places the organism in Eukaryota, Fungi, Ascomycota, Eurotiomycetes, Chaetothyriales, Herpotrichiellaceae. Bases 1 to 1554 code for a protein of 517 amino acids. Gene Ontology annotation, molecular function: heme binding; oxidoreductase activity, acting on paired donors, with incorporation or reduction of molecular oxygen; monooxygenase activity. The transcript is spliced from 2 exons. The record is from RefSeq and is a predicted model, not a curated record.